UAAAACAGCAUCAUGAUGCCGACGGACCAAACGCGCUCCUCUGUCUCUCCUGUGUAGGGUUCAUAAAUGUCAGAAACGUUAAUGGGACAUAUCAUAGAUAACCCCUGUGGCCAAAAUGAGCGUCUAUUCUCACCUAUGGCGGAUUCUGCAGAUAUUAUUGGCAACGAUAAUCACGGCUGUCACUCAAGAGCUGGACAGUCAGGAGAUCUCCGAUGCCACCAAAUCCUCCACCCCAUAUCCAUUGUUCCUUCCCGUAACUUAUCAGGUAUGGGAUGCUGAAUACUUCCUACUAAAAGAAGCAGGACAGGACAUCAUGCGUAAUUCCAGCAUGCAGAGCCACACACAGCCAUUUGUCAUGCUCCAAGCAGGACGUCUCCCAGUUAUCAAUGCCAGCUACGGCCCACUCUCAACCAAACAGGAGAUCCCUCCUGGACUUAGUGCAGUCGGUGCAGUUAUUCCGGCCCUCACCACCAGUUUUCACCCUCAAUUGGAGAGUCCAGUCCUUUAUCCUGACCCGGUGGGUCUAUUCAUCUUCUCCCAAAGUGCGAGUCCUGUUCUACGUGGCUGGGAGAGACUGGGACAGAGGAGAGAAAGGAAAAAGAAAUAA
Molecule: messenger RNA, 607 nt
Organism: Megalobrama amblycephala (Wuchang bream)
Lineage: Eukaryota; Metazoa; Chordata; Actinopteri; Cypriniformes; Xenocyprididae
Product: transmembrane protein 132D-like
Exons: 2
Coding region: 116-607 (163 amino acids)
Source: RefSeq, a predicted model, not a curated record